AUUAUGUCCAUAUCUUGCUUGUAAAUGGAUUCCUCUUUAUGGAAGUAAUCAACACGUGUGAAGGAGCAGAAAUGAAAGAUCGCCAUCUUUCGAACUUAUCAUGAUGACUCACACCAAUUAUCCAAAUAUCCUGUCGCUCAUCAUUCACAUUCAUGGCGUCCCAUCCUUCAUCUCUCCAUAUAACCACACUCUCCCCCAUACGAAACUCCAUCUUCUUCACACAUUAUAUCAUAUCCAAACAAAGCCCUAGCUACCUUCACUAUUCAUCAUGAUGAUGACCACUGCUACACCGAUUGCCGUUGCUUCCCAAAUCUCAUCAGCCCCUCGUCUAUCUCCUCCCCAAUGCAUCACCAAUCCAAGAUUCGAAUUGGUAACGAAGGCUCAGUUAUCGAAUCAACGCACCCGUAGAAAUGGUAAUGAUAUCGGCAACAAAGGCAGAAAUUUUAACUUCAGUUGGAUGGCUACAGUCGGAGAGAAUGUGAUGCCAACAACGCCGGUGACGCCUACAUCGGUGCCGGUGCGUGUGGCUCACGAGCUUCAUCAAGCCGGCCAUCGUUAUUUAGAUGUGAGAACUCCUGAAGAAUUCGCUGCUGGACAUGCUAUUGGUGCCAUUAAUGUUCCUUACAUGUUCAGACUCGGAUCUGGGAUGUCCAAAAAUCCCAACUUUAUUGACGAAGUCUCAUCCCACUUUGGGAAAGAUGAUGAAUUUCUCGUCGGUUGCCAAUUGGGGAAAAGGUCGCUCAUGGCUGCCACAGAUCUUCUUUCUUAUGGUUUUACAGGUGUAACGGACAUAGCUGGUGGAUAUGCUUCGUGGAAUCAAAAUGGGCUUCCGAUAGAGUCUUGAAAUUUGCAAAAUGUGAAUAAAAAUGGAAGCAAAUAAGAGGAUCAUUGUUAGUUUUGUAAAUAAAAACAAGUUUAGAUGGUUCUUGAUCCAUGCAUGUAUGGAUCAUAACAUUGUAUACAAAAAUUAUGAAGAAAAAGUUUUAUUAGACCUCGAUUAUAUCGAAGAUUGUAUGGAUCAUAACAUUGUUUAAUGAUCUCCUAAAUAUUGAAAGUAAAAUGUUAACCAAACAAAGGUGUUUUAGUAUUGAUUAUAUAGUAGGAUUCUGUGAUUAUUGGAGUAAGGUAGUAUUUUUCUACUCAAGUUUCAAGUUCUAAUUUUUUAUUAUAUAUAAGUAAGUUGUAAUGAUGUUAUUAAAUUAUAUUAAUAUUAUA
Molecule: messenger RNA, 1215 nt
Organism: Lactuca saligna
Lineage: Eukaryota; Viridiplantae; Streptophyta; Magnoliopsida; Asterales; Asteraceae
Source: the annotation of a GenBank genome assembly